CAAAAUGAAUACAACGUGUAAAUAGUAUUCAUUUGAGAUGGAAUUGACCUGCGUGUUGUUCACCCACGCUUCCUACAUCAAUGCCCGGUAUUCUCUCCUCGACCCGAUGCUUAACGGAUCGUGAAUGUGCGUCUUGUUUUAAUUCGUCCCUGGUGAGUUGUACCGACUUCAGUCACAUGUCUGCAGAACCCGAGUCUGUAGCAGACGGAACUAGCCAGCCAGCUAGCCUUUUUUUAUUUGACAUUUUAGCAAACAGAGUAAUUUGCACGAAUAUUAUUUAUCUAGUCAUUUCUGAUUUUCUUGUCAAAAUGUAAGUUUAUCAAGUGAUCGGGUCAAGACUAGUAAUGGGAUGAUGGAUAUGGAGUUUAGUUGGCUUGCUAGCUAGCUUCGUUAGCAUUUGUGUGUGUUUGUUAACGCUAAUUCAGCUAGCUGGAUAGACGAAGUUCUUCGUGAUUAAUUUUGGGAUUUAACUUGCUUGGAUGUCAUCGCUUCAACGAAAUGACAGGAAUUAUCUUCAAGUCACCAAUACGGAUUAAAUAAACUGUUUGAUCGGUUGGGUGGUGGAGAGAGGAGACAUGAUAUUGUAGUUUUUGUGUCUUGUAACGUUGCUCAACGUGACAGUGUUUUUUUUAUUGUCAUACUGAUUGGCUAAGUAAACAUUAGCAUAUAGCUAGCAGGAAAGCUCCACAAUGCAUGACGCUUACGAACCGGUACCUAUCCUGGAGAAACUGCCUCUCCAGAUUGACUGUUUUGCGGCCUGGGAGGACUGGCUUCUAGUUGGGACCAAACCAGGCCAUCUGCUGCUCUACAGAAUCAAAAAGGAUGCAGGUACCAACAGGUUUGAGGUGACUUUGGAGAAAUCACACAAGAACUUCUCCAAGAAGAUCCAGCAGCUCUUCAUUGUCUCACAGUACAAGAUCCUCAUCAGUCUACUGGAGAACAACAUCCAUGUCCACGACCUAUUGACCUUUCAGCAGAUUACUGUGGUUUCCAAGGCCAAAGGGGCAACGCUCUUCGCCUGUGACCUGCAGCUGUCCCCUUCAGGAGAGGCCCAGCUGAGGAUGUGUGUUGCAGUGAAGAAGAAGCUUCAGCUGUACUACUGGAAGGACAGGGAGUUCUAUGAGCUACAGGGAGACUUUUCUGCUCCAGACAUCCCGAAGUCCAUGGCCUGGUGUCAGAACUCCAUCUGUGUGGGCUUCAAGAGAGACUACUACCUCAUCCGGAUGGAUGGGCGUGGCUCCAUCAAGGAGCUCUUCCCCACGGGGAAGCAGCUGGAGCCCCUGGUGGUUCCCCUGGCUGAUGGGAAGGUGGCGGUGGGCCAGGAUGACCUCACGGUGGUGCUCAACGAGGAGGGGGUCUGCACUCAGAAGUGUGCCCUCAACUGGACUGACAUCCCCAUUGAUAUGGAACAUCAGCCCCCCUACAUCAUAGCUGUCCUACCUCGCUAUGUCGAGAUCAGGACCUUUGAACCCAGACUGCUGGUCCAGAGUGUGGAGCUACAGAGACCACGAUUCAUCACCUCAGCUGGGCCUAAUAUAGUGUACGUUGCCAGCAACCAUUUUGUCUGGCGCCUGGUGCCUGUGUCCAUCGCCAGUCAGAUCAGACAGUUACUACAGGACAAGCAGUUUGAACUGGCCCUGCAACUGGCGAAUAUGAAGGAUGAUGUGGAAGGAGAUAAGAGACAGCAGAUUCACCACAUCCAGAAUCUCUAUGCCUUCAAUCUGUUCUGUCAGAAGAGGUUCGAUGACUCCAUGCAGGUGUUCGCUAAGCUCGGCACAGAUCCCACCCAUGUGAUUGGUCUGUAUCCUGACCUGCUCCCCGCUGACUACCGUAAACAGCUGCACUACCCCAACCCCCUGCCCAGUCUGUCUGGAGCAGAACUGGAGAAGGCUCACCUGGCGCUCAUAGACUACCUGACACAGAAACGCAGCCACCUGGUGAAGCAGCUGAACGACUCCGAGCCGUCCACCCCGUCGCCCCUCAUGGAAGGGACUCCCACCAUCAAGAGCAGGAAGAAACUCUUGCAGAUCAUCGACACCACUCUGCUCAAAUGCUACCUGCAUACCAACGUGGCCCUGGUGUCCCCUCUGUUGCGUCUGGAUAAUAACCACUGUCACAUUGAGGAGAGUGAGUACAUCCUGAAGAAGGCCCACAAGUACAGCGAGCUCAUCAUCCUCUAUGAGAAGAAGGGCCUGCAUCAGAAAGCCCUACAGGUGUUGUUGGACCAGUCCACCAAGGCUAACUCUCCCCUAAAGGGGCAUGAGAGGACUGUGCAGUACCUCCAGAGACUGGGGAUGGAGAAUCUAGGCAUCAUCUUUGAGUUCUCUCCCUGGGUGUUGAAGAUCUGUCCUGAAGACGGACUGAAGAUCUUCACUGAGGACCUGACGGAGGUGGAGACCCUGCCCAGAGACAAGGUCCUGAACUUCCUGAAGGAGGGCUUUAAGGAGCUGGCUAUCCCCUACCUGGAGCACAUCGUACACGUCUGGGAGGAGACGGAGCCAGAGUUCCAUAACGUCCUCAUUCAGCUGUACCUGGAGAGGGUCCAGGGGCUCAUGAAGCAGUACCUCAACUCCCUGCCCGAGGGGGUUCCUGCGGUGGCUGCUGGGAAGGAGGAGGGGGACCUGGGAGAGUUCAGGAGCAAGCUAGUGUGUUUCCUGGAGGUCUCUACCAGCUACGAACCAGGCCGACUCAUCUCUGACUUCCCCUUCGAUGGUCUUCUGGAGGAGCGGGCCCUGCUGCUGGGUCGGAUGGGGAAACACGAACAGGCCCUCUUCAUCUACGUACACGUCCUGAAGGACACACACAUGGCCAAGGAGUACUGUCACCGGCAUUAUGACAAAGACACGGACAGAAACAAAGAUGUGUACCUGUCUCUGCUGCGCAUGUAUUUGUCCCCUCCUGAUGUCCACUGCCUUGGACCAAUCAAAAUGGAGCUGUCGGAGCCACAGACCAAUCUAAAGGCAGCUCUACAUGUCCUGGAGCUGCACCACAGCAAGCUGAAUACCGCUAAGGCCAUCGACCUGCUGCCAGCCAAUACUCAGAUCAGACAGAUCCGUGUGUUCCUGGAGAGUGUUCUGGAGGAGAAGGCCCAGAGGAAACGCUUUGACCAGGUCCUCAAGAGUCUGCUGCAGGCCGAGUUCCUACGGGUCCAGGAGGAGCGUAUCUUCCACCAGCAGGUCAAGUGUACCAUCUCAGAAGAGAAGACCUGCCGGGUCUGUAAGAAGAAGAUAGGCAACAGCGCCUUCGCCAGGUAUCCCAACGGUGUCGUCGUUCAUUACUUCUGCUGUAAGGACCGAGGGGUGUGUCCUAUUGAGCAGUGACACCAAAAUAGUGUCCUCUUGUGGACGACAUGUUCCUUAGCGGCACCCUGACGGAGGGAGCUGGGUUUGUCUGAAACACUUCCACAGCAGCUUGGCUGUUCAGCUGACUCAUCUCUGGAACUCUGGAACUCUGGAACUCUGGAACUCUGGAACUCUGGAACUCUGGAACUCUGGAUCUCUGGAACUCUGGAUCUCUGGAUCUCUGGAACUCUGGAACUCUGGAUCUCUGGAACUCUGGAUCUCUGGAUCUCUGGAACUCUGGAACUCUGGAUCUCUGGAACUCUGGAACUCUGGAUCUCUGGCUGCUUCUGUCUGGAAUUGUGGAAUGCUGUUCCUCUCCCUCCCGAUCUCGCUGUCUCUCUGACUCUCGCUGUCUCUCUCUGACUCUCGCGGUCUCUCUCUGACUCUCGCUGUCUCUGUCUUUCUCUCUGAUUCUGUCUCUCUGACUCUCUCUCUGAUUCUGUCUCUCUGACUCUCUCUCUGUCUCUCUCUGACUCUUGCUGACUCUCUGUCUAUCUAAUAUUCGGAUAAUCUUUAUUAGCAUGAAUGACUAAGCCACUGUUGCUAAAGCGAAGUGAGAUAAUGUAAUCAAAAAUAACAGUAAAAAAAAAUGAAUAUUGAUGGUGAUUAGAUAAAGGAGACUAAUAUAUAUAUUAUACACAAUCGUUCAGAAUUUUGGGGUCACUUAGAAAUAUCCUGGUUUUUGAAAGAAAAGCUCAUUUUUUUUGUCCAUUAAAAAUAACAUCAAAUUAAUCAGAAAUACAGUGUAGACAUUGUUAAUGUUGUAAAUGACUGUUGUAGCUGGAAACGGCUGAUCUUUAAUGGAAUAUCUACGUAGGCAUACAGAGGCCCAUUAUCAGCAACCAUCACUCCUGUGUUCCAAUGGCGCGUUGUGUUAGCUCAUCCAAGGUUAUCAUUUUAAAAGACAAACGCCCUUCACAGAACAGUGUAAACUGGGCCUCUUUCAAUGAAGAUAUUCCAUUAAAACUCAGCCUUGCCUCGUUUCCUCCUCUACUCAUCUCAUCCUCAACACGCUAUAGGCUAUACAUAGAGGAGAGUUAAGCUGAUGGUGUGUGUGUGUGUGUGUGUGUGUGUGUGUGUGUGUACUUAAAAGCAUCCCUUUGCUUUUCACUUUUCAUGUUGUUCUCAGCGACCCGUUUGUUUCUAAGGAAAUGGUUGAAAACCACUCCAGAUUAUAAUGUAACGACUAAACUUCUAAUAUGGUUCGAUGUGCACAAACAAGUUCUUUUGUUGUUCUUUUUUUUAAAUAUCUCAGUUGCCUCAAUAUAAACCCUUCUGUCUUGACAUAGA
Molecule: messenger RNA, 4631 nt
Organism: Oncorhynchus masou masou (cherry salmon)
Lineage: Eukaryota; Metazoa; Chordata; Actinopteri; Salmoniformes; Salmonidae
Product: vam6/Vps39-like protein
Exons: 24
Coding region: 690-3320 (876 amino acids)
Biological process (GO): vesicle-mediated transport; autophagy; intracellular protein transport
Cellular component (GO): cytoplasm; membrane
Molecular function (GO): protein binding
Source: RefSeq, a predicted model, not a curated record